Molecule: messenger RNA, 1845 nt
Organism: Cryptococcus amylolentus CBS 6039
Lineage: Eukaryota; Fungi; Basidiomycota; Tremellomycetes; Tremellales; Cryptococcaceae
Exons: 6
Coding region: 38-1489 (483 amino acids)
Biological process (GO): RNA 3'-end processing
Molecular function (GO): nucleotidyltransferase activity
Source: RefSeq, a predicted model, not a curated record
UCCCCUCGUCGCCCACGUCAAUCCCACAUCGCCCACCAUGGACUUUCUCGAUCAACCCCUCCCUGGCCACAUGCAAGACAUCUCCGCCUUCCGCCAGCUCUUAUCUACCCCCUCCGGCCGCCUCACCUGCCCCGACUCUGUUGCCCACCCCGAAGAGCCCGACUCUCUCCAGACGUCGAUGAUCGAGUCAUGGAGAGCGGCCGAGCCGUCUCAAGACUCUAGAAUAAAGCUGCUGAGGUUGAUAAAGGACUUGACGCAUAUAAUCAAUGUGGAGUACGGGGGAUAUGAUGGGAAGGAGGGUCAGAGGUUCUAUGUGGAUGUAUUUGGGAGCGUGAGCUGGGGAGGGGAUACAGGACAUAGCGGAGACGUGGAUCUCAUCAUUCUGGAUCGGCAGCUGUUGCAUGGUUAUGUGCCGAAACUCUGGAGGCGACAGCCUGGGCAGUCUGAACAAACCCCGAAAGAAGCCCUGCACAAACGCGAUUAUCUCCCUGUACCCAUUCCCGGGGUGCCAGGCUGCUACGACACCAUGUCUAUGGCGGACACUCUCAAGAGAGCUGGGUUUGAGGACGUCAAGAGCAUACCGAAUGCAAGCACGCCCAUAAACAAAUUCAAGUAUGCGGAUUUGGAGUGUGAUUUGAACGCCAACGACUUGGGAGGCUGGUACAACUCAUCCCUCCUCCUUCGUUACUGUAGCCUGUCCCCUUACGUCCUGCGUCCAAUGAUCCACACUCUCAAGCUGUGGUCUUCUUCCCACAAGCUCAACGACCCCUCCGGGGCCCGGGGCCCUGCCACCAUGUCAUCCUACUGCCUGACCUUGAUGGCCAUUGCAUACCUCCAGCAUCUUGGACACUUGCCCAACUUGCAGGACGUGGUCAAGGUCCCCGAGGUCAGCAGGCCAGAGGAUACAAGUGAGCACGAUGUGGUAUGGGUCUCUUGGGGCAAAGAGGAAGGGAUCAAGGCGAGAGUAGCAUUCAGUCUGGAGCUGCCAGAGGGCUGGGUGCAAAAGGAGAAGGACUUGACAGCUGCGGAUGCCAUUCGUGGCUUUUUCGAGUUCUUUUCGCUUUCCGGCACGGCUCCUCUGCGCGGGGAGAGGUUUGACCGCAACUCGGAGAUUGUUUCCAUCCUCAUGGGAGGCAUAGCCCCUCGCGCCAAAGCGUACGGUCAAGAGGCCCGUGAAGCCUCGGAACGACAGCAGCUUUUGGAGAAUAUGGGUGUACCAGCGCACAAGAUCAAGAGUAGUAAUGAUGAAAUGAGGCUGGCGAGGAUUGCAGAAGAGCCAAGAAUGGGCAAGGGUGAUCGGGGCAUACAGCCCAGGAAUUGGGGACAGAACAAACUGGUGGUACAGGAUCCGUUCUUGUGGCAAAAGAAUUGUGCUGGUCAGAUGACCAAAGGAGGACUCGACCGUUGGUGGACGACCAUCGACAACACCCAUCGAGCCAUGAAGCUCCGAGGUAAAAGCUUUACCGUGAGCGAGUUGAUCAUGAUGUGAGAUCGGCGAGCUGAAUAGCUUGUGCCAUGGGGUAUGUAUGAAGAAACGAAAAAACGACGACAACUGUCAUUACAAGCGACAGCGCAGACUGAUGUAUUUACUUGCACAACUUGCUCAUCUCUGGGGAAAUGUAGAGCGUGCCAGUGCAGGCCUACCUGCGGCUCAACUUUUGCAGAGAUUUGACUGUCAAUGUCAGGACAUGUUACAUGGCGUUUUGAAUAGAAGAUCCACUAUCACCUGCCAGGGUGCACUGCACUGGCUCGAAGAUCUGUUACGAUCACUGGCCCUGUACGCGGAGAUGCUACUGGACUGGGACAAGAUGAGGGUUGCAGAUACAAGCCAGUCAUUGAUAAGAU